Molecule: messenger RNA, 699 nt
Organism: Vicia villosa (hairy vetch)
Lineage: Eukaryota; Viridiplantae; Streptophyta; Magnoliopsida; Fabales; Fabaceae
Exons: 1
Coding region: 1-699 (232 amino acids)
Source: RefSeq, a predicted model, not a curated record
AUGAGAAUCUUACAUACAAAACUUAACCAAAUAUACUUUCUCCUUGAUUGUAGAUAUGUGUCUCCAAGUGAAGCAUGUUGGAGAAUUUUUGCCUAUUCUAUUCAUGGAAGAAAACCAGCUGCUGAACGAUUAUUUUUUCACUUGGAAGGAGAGAAUUCAGUGUACUACAAAGAUUCUGAACAAAUUGGAAACGUCCUACUUAAAGCAAGUGUGACUGAAUCAAUGUUUACUUCAUGGUUUGUUGCAAACAACGAAUAUGAGGAUGCCAAGUUAUUGACUUAUGGGCAAUUUGUCUCUAAAUUUGUGUAUGUCAAAAAAACACGAUGUUGGAGACCGAGGAAGCGUGGUUACACAAUUGGACGUUUAAUUUGGGUGCCCCCCACAAUAGGAGAAUUGUAUUAUAUGAGAAUGUUGUUAAUUGUAAAGAAAGGACCGACAAGUUAUGAUGAUCUCAAAACAGUUGAAGGGGUUAAACAUAAAACUUUCCGUGAGGCUUGCUUUGCAAUGAGAUUUCUACAAAAUGACAAAGAGUUCAUUGAAGAAAUAAAAGAGGCAUAUAAUUGGGGCUCAGGCAUAUUCCUAAGAAAACUGUUUGUUACUAUGUUGUUAUCAGCUUCAAUGAAUCGACCUGACCAUGUCUGGCGAAACACUUGGAUAUAUCUGUCGGAUGGAAUUCUAUACAAACAAAGGACUUUGUGA